Messenger RNA from Centruroides sculpturatus (bark scorpion), 465 nucleotides. Its product is annotated as receptor-type guanylate cyclase Gyc76C-like. Gene Ontology annotation, biological process: intracellular signal transduction; cGMP biosynthetic process; receptor guanylyl cyclase signaling pathway. The coding region runs from base 52 to 465 and encodes 137 amino acids. The transcript is spliced from 3 exons. The record is from RefSeq and is a predicted model, not a curated record. NCBI's taxonomy places the organism in Eukaryota, Metazoa, Arthropoda, Arachnida, Scorpiones, Buthidae. Gene Ontology annotation, molecular function: peptide receptor activity; guanylate cyclase activity.
AUAUAUAUAUAUAUUAUAGGUCCAGUUGUAGCUGGAGUUGUUGGAUUAACUAUGCCCAGGUAUUGUCUUUUUGGUGAUACAGUUAAUACAGCUUCUAGAAUGGAAUCUAAUGGAGAAGCAUUGAAAAUACACAUUAGCUUACAGUGCAGAGAUUACUUACAGAAACUCGGUGGGUAUAUAAUAGAGGAAAGAGGAAUAAUUAAGAUGAAGGGAAAAGGUGAAGUGAAAACUUUUUGGCUAUUAGGCCAGUGCAAUCCAAGAGCGCACAGAACAUUACCUCAUGAUCAAAUAUUACCUCAACCACUUUUCAGUGCUGUUAGAGACUCGGAAAUAAGGAGGAGAAGUCCAAAAUUAGAUCAUCCUCGUAGAGGAUCGUUAGCGGUGCGUAACGACGCGUGUCAUUUAGAAGAUGUAGUUGCAGCAAUGUCUCACGGAUCAAUUCCAUCUUAUUUGAGGAAUNAAUAA